This is a messenger RNA of Bombina bombina (fire-bellied toad), 1399 nucleotides long. RefSeq names its product cathepsin L (gene CTSL). Lineage: Eukaryota; Metazoa; Chordata; Amphibia; Anura; Bombinatoridae. Gene Ontology annotation, molecular function: cysteine-type endopeptidase activity. The transcript is spliced from 8 exons. Gene Ontology annotation, biological process: immune response. The coding region runs from base 157 to 1170 and encodes 337 amino acids. Gene Ontology annotation, cellular component: lysosome. The record is from RefSeq and is a predicted model, not a curated record.
CCCCCCCCAAUCCCGUGUGGUGUCUUAUUCCUAGUUCAGACAAAGCCAAUAUCCUGCUUGAGCAGCGCUGCCCCCACCAGCAUUGCACAUGUUGGGUUAUUUUGGCCAAUCUCGUGGUGUUUGUUUUUUUUUCCUCUCUCUGCAGUUGAAGAAAUCAUGGCACUGUACAUGGGUAUAUUCACUCUUUGCCUAACAGCUGUUUUUGCUGCACCUGCACUAGACCCGGACUUGGAUAACCACUGGCAGUUAUGGAAAACAUGGCAUGCAAAGUCAUAUGUCCCAAAAGAAGAAGGCUGGAGGAGAAUGCUCUGGGAGAAGAACCUGAAGAUGAUUGAAAUGCAUAACCUUGACCACUCACUGGGAAAACAUAGUUACAGACUCGGGAUGAAUCAUUUUGGAGACAUGACCAAUGAAGAGUUCAGACAGCUGAUGAAUGGCUACCGCAAGAAGGCUGCACCAAAAAUAAGAGGAUCAAAUUUCAUGGCACCCAAUAAUUUCCAAGCACCAAAAUCAGUGGAUUGGCGUUCAGAAGGUUACGUGACUCCUGUUAAAGACCAGGGACAGUGUGGGUCAUGCUGGGCAUUUAGCUCUACAGGGGCACUCGAAGGGCAGCACUUCAGGAAGACUGGAAAGCUGGUUUCUCUAAGUGAACAAAAUCUUGUUGACUGCUCUAAGCCAGAAGGAAAUGAGGGUUGUAAUGGAGGAUUAAUGGAUCAAGCAUUUCAAUAUGUUCUGGACAACCAUGGCAUUGAUUCAGAGGAGUCUUAUCCAUACAUUGCUAAGGAUGACCAAGAUUGCAAGUACAACGCAGACUACAAUUCUGCAAAUGAUACUGGUUUUAUGGAUGUUACUAGCGGGAGUGAGAAGGACUUGAUGAAAGCCGUGGCUUCAGUUGGCCCUGUUUCUGUUGCUAUUGAUGCUGGUCACCAGUCAUUCCAGUUUUAUCAAUCUGGUAUCUACUAUGAGCCUGCAUGCAGCAGUGAGGAACUGGAUCAUGGUGUUCUAGUUGUGGGAUAUGGAUUUGAAGGUGAAGAUGAGGAUGGGAAAAAAUUCUGGAUUGUCAAAAACAGUUGGAGUGAAAAAUGGGGUGAAAAUGGGUACGUCAAAAUGGCCAAAGACAGGAAGAACCACUGUGGUAUAGCAACAGCUUCCAGCUACCCACUAGUCUAAUGAACACUAAGGAUUUUAAUUUAAACUGACCUGAUAUGAGACUACUUCAGAAUCAUUUUUACAGCAUGGACUUGGUUUUAUUAAGCUGGAACACUCCACUUUUUAUAUGGAGUCUCAGAGCAUUGGAACUGGUCUUAGUAUUUACAAGUUGAUUUUUAAUGUGGAUUUUUUUUUUUUUUAUGUGAAUAAUUCUUGUUUUUAUAUUGUAAAAUAAAAAUAUUACCCUUAA